UUUCCAUGAACAAUAUCAAACAUGUUCCGGAGAAAAUGUUUAUUUUUAACAAGAAAAUUAUUAUGUAAUAAUCAUCUUUUGAACUGUGCCUGCCACGACGGCUCAAAUGAAUUGGCGUGUAUAACAGGAGAACCUUAUGGACCAAUACUGAAAACUCCGGUACCGGGACCAAGGUCUAAAGUAUUAUAUCUUCAACUUAAUAGAAUCCAGCAAGCUGGAUCCGUGGUAUUAUUUGCCGAUUAUGAUAAAAGUGCGGGAAAUUAUUUGGCGGAUGCGGAUGGAAAUAUGCUUUUAGACGUGUUCACACAAAUAGCGUCACUACCUCUUGGAUACAAUCAUCCUGAACUUAUCAACGCUUUCAGCAGUAACCCUUAUAACAUAAAUGCCUUAAUCAAUCGUCCGGCACUUAGCGUAUUUCCUCCAAGGGACUGGCCUGACAAACUAGAACAAGUGCUUUUAAGUUGUGCACCACAAUGCAUGACACAUGUGCAUACUAUGAUGUGCGGCGCUUGUUCUAUUGAGAAUGCUUUGAAGGUUGCGUUUUAUGCGUAUCGUAAAUUACAAAGAGGAAAUUCUAUACAAUUCACACAAGCUGAACUAGACACUGUAAUGUGCAAUGAACCACCAGGAUCCGCUAAGCUAUCUGUGUUGUCUUUUCGGGGUUGUUUCCAUGGGCGAACAUUUGGAGCGCUAUCUGCGACUAGAUCAAAAGCUAUUCAUAAAUUGGACAUUCCGGCAUUUAAUUGGCCUGUAGCUGAUUUCCCAAAAUACAAAUAUCCUCUUACUCAGCAUAAUUUGGAAAACAAACUAGAGGAUGAGAGAUGCCUUGAGACGGUGUGUUGUCAAAUAAAAAAUUACAAAUAUAAGGGACAUCCAAUCGCUGCAUUAAUCAUUGAGCCAAUACAAUGUGAAAGUGGUGACAAUGAAGCUUCGGCUGAUUUCUUUAAGUCGCUUCAGGAAAUUUGUAAACAGAACUGUAUAGCUUUUAUUUUAGACGAGAUUCAAACUGGUUGUGGACCAACUGGUAGAUUUUGGUGCCACGAACACUUUGACCUUCCAUCACCUCCCGACAUUGUUGUCUUUAGCAAAAAGAUGAUAACUGGUGGAUUUUAUUUUGCGUCCGAAUAUUUCGCUCCACAUCCUUACCGAAUUUUCAAUACGUGGGCGGGAGAGCCGUCAAAAUUAAUUUUGCUGGAAAAGGUUCUGCAUGUCAUACGUGCGCAAAACUUGCUUUCAUUGGUGAGAUACAGUGGUAUAUGCCUCAAGAAAGGACUCCAUGAACUGGAAAUCGAAUUCCCAAACUUAAUUAGCAAUGUGCGGGGUAGAGGAACAAUGCUAGCGUUUACUUGUGUAAACGAGGAUAUGCGUAAUCGAAUACAAAGAGAUUUAUUAAGCAAUGGUAUUGUCGGGGGCAUUUGUGGAGCUUCAAGUAUAAGACUGAGGCCUUCUUUAAUUUUCCAGCCAAGGCAUGCACAGAUUUAUUUAAGUGUUCUUAGGGAUGUACUAAAAACUGCCAGUACUAAAAUGCGUGUUCAAUGUAAAUAACAUUUUUUUGUGAACAUGUGAACUGUCUUAUAUCAAAGUACAGAAAUCUAAUUGCCUAAUUAUUUAGAUUUCUGUGUAUCAAAGAUAUACCUUCUACCUACAUAUUUAUUUCGUAGGCAAAAUAGAUAAAAAAAG
Messenger RNA from Hyposmocoma kahamanoa, 1680 nucleotides. Its product is annotated as 4-aminobutyrate aminotransferase, mitochondrial-like. Gene Ontology annotation, biological process: GABA catabolic process. Bases 22 to 1545 code for a protein of 507 amino acids. The record is from RefSeq and is a predicted model, not a curated record. The transcript is spliced from 9 exons. Gene Ontology annotation, molecular function: pyridoxal phosphate binding. Lineage: Eukaryota; Metazoa; Arthropoda; Insecta; Lepidoptera; Cosmopterigidae. Gene Ontology annotation, cellular component: mitochondrion.